Papilio machaon (common yellow swallowtail) is the source of this 2733-nucleotide messenger RNA. It is a transcript of the gene Usp5, whose product is annotated as ubiquitin carboxyl-terminal hydrolase 5. Bases 75 to 2480 code for a protein of 801 amino acids. The record is from RefSeq and is a predicted model, not a curated record. Lineage: Eukaryota; Metazoa; Arthropoda; Insecta; Lepidoptera; Papilionidae. Gene Ontology annotation, molecular function: cysteine-type deubiquitinase activity; protein binding; zinc ion binding. Gene Ontology annotation, biological process: protein deubiquitination. The transcript is spliced from 17 exons.
UUUAGAUCGACGCUGCUAUUAUAAACUUUAAUAUAAAUAAUACUUUAUUAUAAAUAACAUUAAAUAAUUGUAUCAUGGCUUCGGUGGAACUGUUAACGCCACAUUUACCCAAGAUCAAAAUACCGGCUCCGCAGCAAAUAGUUUACAAAGAUGAAUGUGUUUAUUCAUUUGACAAUCCGGAGUCAGAAACAGGUCUGUAUGUUUCACUCACAUCUUUCCUUGGCUUCGGGCGUAACUACGUAGAACAGUACUUUCAGAAGACGGGCAAUCCUGUAUUCCUCCACAUACAGAGGGAGAAGAAACCUAUACCAGAACCGGAAGUGACUGGUGAUGGACCGGAGAAAAAGAUCACUCGUCUCGCUAUCGGAGUGGAGGGAGGAUUUGAGCCUGAUAUUGGCAAGCCAAAGUACACCUACACUGACCACUAUAAUAUUGUGGUAUUGCCGGGCUUCUAUACAUACCCCUGGCCAGAUCCAACACUGCCUGAAGUGAUAAAGAAAUCGGUACAAGCAAUUAUAAACGCGGAGUCACCAUUCAAAAUGGCGGAGAUGGCCGCAUUACAGGGGACGUGGGAUGGUGAGAGAAGAGAGGUAUCUGUGCAUGCAGUAAACUUGCAGCAGUUGGAUAACAAUGUGAAGAUCCUACCUUCGGGGUGGAAGUGUGACAAGUGUGAGCUCACCACUAAUCUUUGGCUCAAUCUCACUGACGGCUCAAUACUCUGCGGUAGACGGUUCUUUGAUGGCUCCGGUGGGAAUGAUCAUGCUGUGGAACAUUAUCGUGAAACCGGUUUCCCAUUGGCUGUCAAACUGGGCACCAUAACCCCAGAUGGGAAAGGUGACGUUUUCUCCUACGCAGAAGAUGAUAUGGUUGAAGAUCCAUUCCUUGCCGACCAUCUGAAGCAUUUCGGCAUCAAUGUACAACAGUUGCAGAAGACGGACAAAUCUAUGGUUGAAUUGGAACUGGAGUUGAACCAGCGCUCCGGAGAGUGGAACACACUGCAGGAGUCUGGUAGCGAGCUGCGGCCACUGCAUGGACCUGCUCUCACUGGUCUUAACAACCUCGGCAACACAUGUUACAUUAACAGUGUAGUCCAGGUAAUGUUCAGAAUGCCGGACUUCAUCAGGAGAUUUGUAGAAGGUGCACCUGAAAUAUUUUCCACGUUCCCAGAAGAUCCGGCGAAUGAUUUUAAUGUUCAAACUGCCAAGUUGGGCGUGGGCUUGCUAUCUGGACGGUAUUCAUUCCCAGAAGUGGGAGGGAUGCAGCGCGGUGUGUCUCCACACAUGUACCGGCAGCUGGUGGGACGAGGACAUCCUGAGUUCAUGAGCAAGAGACAACAAGAUGCCCACGAGUUCUAUCUGCAUUUACUUACUCUUAUUGAGAGACACAGUCGUCACCGUGUGAACCCUGCGGAGUGUCUGCGGUUCAGUGUUGAGGAGCGCGUGGCGUGCGGUGCAUCUGGUGCUGUGAGGUACACGCGGCGAGCUGAACAUCAUCUGCCACUACCUGUACCACUCGCAGCAGCCACCAAUGCGCAGCAAGUGCGGGACUAUGAACAACGCCGUGCCACAGCUGAGGCCGUCGGACAGAGACUAGACCCAUCACAAAUAGUGCGUCCUCAGAUCCCGUUCAGCGCGUGUUUGGAGAGCUUCAUGCGCGAGGAGACUCUCGAGCAGUUCUUCAGCACAGCUGUCAAUGAGAAGGUCACCGCCCAGAAAAUAACUCGUCUGGCGACGUUCCCCGAUUACCUGCUGAUCCAGCUGAAAAAAUUCACCAUAAAGGAAGACUGGACUCCUGCCAAGCUGGAUGUAGCUGUUGACAUGCCCUGGGAGGUAGAUCUAAGCUGUCUGCGAGGUCGUGGGCCGCAGCCUGAAGAGACUCUGUUGCCCGACUCCAGUCCGCAAGCUGCACCACCGCAGUACGACGAGACAGUACUUGCGCAACUUCUGGACAUGGGUUUCCCUGUGGAGGCGUGCAAGCGUGCACUUUACUACACGGGCAACACAGGCCUAGAGCCCGCCUCCAACUGGCUCAUGGAGCACCUCACCGACUGGGACUUUGCCAACAAGUUUGAACCUCCCGGCUCACAACCAUCAGGUGGCGCUAGUGUAGCAGUUGAUGAAGCGAGCGUGGCGAACAUAAUAUCAAUGGGGUUCACGAGACCGCAAGCGGAGAAGGCGCUCCGGGCUACCGAGGGCGACGUGGGCCGCGCCCUCGACUGGAUCUUCAGCCGCGCAGACCAGCUCGACUCCGAGGAGGAGGCACCUCCUAGGGAAGACCGCACACUCGGCUGUAGAGAUGGACCAGAGAAGUACAAGCUGAUUGCGUUCAUCUCACACAUGGGCACAUCGACAAUGGUGGGACAUUAUGUAUGCCAUGUGCUGCACGAGGGACGUUGGGUCAUAUUCAACGACAACAAGGUUGCUCUCUCAGAAAACCCACCAAAGGAUUUGGGUUACUUAUAUCUCUAUGAAAGGCUGUGAUCUCAACCAAAAGCAAUCAACUCUAGCAUGUUUUAGACUGUGUGCUUGAACACAAUGAAAUGUUUGACUACUGCCUAGGAUAAUGUUUAACAUAACCUAUGAUUUAAUUAUUAUACCAGAUAAAGUGUUUUAGACAAAUAUUUAGACAAAAGAUUCUCUUCUCACUUAGAAUAGAUUAUCAUAAAGAUAACUGUCACUAUAAGGUCUAAAAUUUAUCAUCCAUGUUCUUUAACAUUGUGGGUAACAAAACAUA